AUGGAAUCUUCAGGUUCGCUUCACAACAACAACAUUGUUGGAACCAACAGCUCUUUUCACACCAGUCACAAAACCAUCAAUUUAGCCUCCGAGCCAUCCAACAAUAAGAAAGGGAGGCGAUCCGCUUCAUUUGUCAACGACAACAACAACGGCAACAAAAGCAAGAAUGAACCCUCCUCUGGACGAGCAGACGUUGUCAUUCUUGCCGCCAAUGCUGGCCUUUCCAGUGAUGCUACACAACACCAAGGCUUUGUCUCAUCAAUCACAGAAGAAAAGGAAGAAGAAGAAGAAGAAGAAAGGAAGCGGAAUGCAUUGAAAGACUCGAAUGAAAGCGCCAAAACAUUGGUGGAAUGGAAAGGCAAACUAUUCAAUCCGCCAAACAUGAUCCUUUCACAAGAUGAAAAAGAAAUCCUCAAGGAAGCCAAGAGGAUGGUUCGCUAUAGAAAAGCCUUGGCGGAUUCCAAGGGAACCAAUCACAAGGACAAGAUUGUAUGUUUCUUUAAGAUCCUGCAUCGUAUCUUUAAAAAGCUAAUCAAGAAAGGAGCACAGUGCUAUUCACCAUCUACUUUGGACAAGAAUAGCCCGUUGGUGGUUUACGCCUGUGUUCAACUUCGAAGCAACCAAAGGGAGCCUACGCUAAUCAAAGUUGGCAAGACACUAAACUGGGAGGAACGAAUGAAGCAUAUCUUUAUUACUAAUGAGACUUUUACGUUUGCAAUGGCAUUGGCGACACUUGACGAGAUCAAAGAGCUAAUUGAUGCUGACGAUAUUCAGGAGAUUGUAAAUCUAAAAUUUGCAUCUUUUGGAACCCAUACUGAUCACACGCAAGUGUCAAUUGAUGAAAUCUAUCUUUACGUUUAUGAGGCUUUCAUGGCUUGUGCAAUUCAAGGCAAUGCUGUAAGGUGUAUCACAGUGCAUGUCCUGGAACGCUUUGUCCUUGUGCCAACCACAGGGUCUCAACUGAUACAGAACGCCAAGGUCCGCAGAAACGGUGUCGUCCUCGAGAAUCCAGACGAACUUGACGAAACCAAUGAAUUGGAUACGGAUUAUUUCGUCGUGAAUGAAUUCAAGUCCUUCUUCUUUGGCAAUGAUGAAGUUCCAGAAGAUCUCAUCAUCAAGUUGAUUCUCACUUGGGCAACCACAAAGUCAAAGGUUUACAAUAUGGCUCCUGAAGAAUACCUUGGAACCAUCCUCAAGGAUCUACCAGAAGGAGACUUUCUGAAGUUGUACUUGCUCAUCAAGGGCGCCUUUUGCGGACGGAAUGUCACCUACCAAGAUGUCAUUGAAAGACCACCUGGAAUCGAGCUACUUGAAACCGUUGUCCAAGAUCUUUUGGCACUUCCUCCCAAUCCGCAAGGGCCACAAAUUGAUGCCAUUUUGAAUCCGAUUCUAAAUGGAACCUACAUUCACCCCACAGGUCAAGACUUGGCGAAUGCCUUUGUUGCCAAGUACGUGCAACUUGUUGCCGAAAACACGCCACAUACCAUUCACUAUGUGGAACAGUGUCAAAUUGAUGCUCUGCAGACUCAUUGUCCGACGUUUUUCAAUCAAGAAUUUGAAGAAGGCGAAUCCUUUGAAGUGGAAGACUUUCUCAAAGGUUACUGGACAAAAAGGAAUCUCAAAUUCAUCGUGACGCAUUCGCAUUUUGUCUCUUUUUCUCCAAACACUUCUCGAACUUCUUAUACCAUGGAAAGCCGUAUCCACAACAUGAAAUCCCUCCUUGUGUUCUUGUAUCUAUCUUCUUCCAUUGGUCUCACAAAUGAUAAAAAUGACCCAGGUUUCCAACAGUUUGUACUAGCAAUGGAAGGCUAUCAUAUGGAUCUGGAAGCCGCUUUGCAAUCUCAAGGGCAAGUGUGGCCACGCUUUCGAGCUAUUCAAUGCCUUCCCCAAGGCUAUUUGAAAGGGAGCUUUGUGCAUGCUGGGGUGGUCGCAAGGAAUAUCCGAUUUGGUCUGGAAGUCAGCGCCUUGUUGUACAUUCAAUUUCGAAUGUUGGAGGAUGGUUACUUGAUAGAAUUCCUCAACUUUCUUCGGGCUUGUGGAAUUCAUCUUGGUGACAAUCGAGAUCUAGAUUGGAAUUCUCCUUGCCCGUCCUUUCCCAAUUUCGAGUGCACUGGACUGCCCCAAACUGUCAAUUUUCCUCCGCGAGGUUGCCAUUCGGUUGGAAGCGAAGAAGGUGAUACUUUCUGCAUGUAUGGCGCUAGUGUCGAACCAGAUGCCCUUGUAUGUCCUGGUAGAAUGAUGUGCCGUAGCUGUCAUCGCUUGAUGGAAGUACGUGAAAGGGAUAUCUUGCGAGGCAUGGUUGCACGGACAGGUUGCCAACAACGUCGAUUGACCUUUCUGGAACAACGGACACGGACUGCACAACGCCACCGUCAAAUGGCAAAUCAAGGAUCGCAGAGUUUUUUAGAAGCCGAACGAUUCCGAGCUCGUCUCAACGAAUCCCAGCAUUAUUGGGUGUCACAUCGACGACGCUCGGCAAUUCGCGAUGCAACCCGUACUGACAAUCGCUCAGGAACCCACAUGGAAGACACAACAAGGACUGGACUCUUUGAAUACAAUGAUAGCAUGCAAGAGGUCCUGAAGUGGACUCUGUUGGUACUGUUUCAGCACUAUCCACUGGAGAUGGAUAGGGGGAAUGGCGGUCGGCGUGUGAUCCCUAAGCAAACACUCCAAAAGUGUUUGAUGGAUGUGCUCCAAGUCGUAGGACCGGUAUACAAUCUCACUGGACCCCGCGCCGGCAACCGUAUCAAGUAUCGUAAACCCGGUUUCGAACGUGCCUUCAAUGAAGCUCUUGAUCAUGUGCCAAAUACCUUGACUUGGCAAGUCAAACAGCAAUACCUUGCGUUUGUAACGGAUGGGACAAGGCCGGACUGGUACAAGAAAAAAGUGCAUCUUGAAAUCAUUCCUGAAGUGAAGCGCAUUAUUCUUCAGGAUCUGAACAGAUAUGGAAGACCUUGA
This is a messenger RNA of Cylindrotheca closterium, 2958 nucleotides long. Lineage: Eukaryota; Bacillariophyta; Bacillariophyceae; Bacillariales; Bacillariaceae. The record is from the annotation of a GenBank genome assembly.